Messenger RNA from Solenopsis invicta (red fire ant), 574 nucleotides. RefSeq names its product glycine, alanine and asparagine-rich protein. The coding region runs from base 91 to 441 and encodes 116 amino acids. The transcript has 3 exons. The record is from RefSeq and is a predicted model, not a curated record. NCBI's taxonomy places the organism in Eukaryota, Metazoa, Arthropoda, Insecta, Hymenoptera, Formicidae.
AGGAUGUUUUAAUUGCGUAGGUUCAGUUGUUUUUCUUCCGGGGCCUACUGCGUGUUUCUCGAGAAUAGAAUCCAGUGUUUUGCGAUCAUCAUGAAGCUCACCAUAUUAAUUUCGAUCCUGUUACAGUUGUUAGUUCAACUAUGUUGCGCACAGUUUGGAGGCACACGUGGUUUCGCUGGGGGCUUAGGAGGAUGGGGAAGUCAAGGCAAUUUUGGCAGAGGUGGCAAUGGGGGCUUCAAUACUGAAAAUAUGGGUCAAGGAUUCAAUAUGGGACAAAGACCUAAUAUGGGACGAGGACUGAAUACAGGACAAGGAUACAAUAAUGGACAAGGAUUCAAUACAGGACAAGGAAAUGGACGAGGAUACAAUGGGAGAGGAAAUGAUAUGGGACAAGGAUUCAAUACGGGACGGGGAUUCCAAUCAACAAUGGGUGUAUAUUAAAAUCUAGAAAAAAAAUGAAUCGAUAUCUUCUAAUUCUCAGUUCUACCCAAAAAUAUGGAACUUCUAUAUAUACAUAUAUAUAAAACAUGUAUGAUUAUGUCUCAUGAAUUAAAUAAAAGAUAUAUAAAACUUA